AUGGACACCACUUCACAGCGAGGUGCCAGUACUUCUGUCGGCACGUCGCAGGAAGAGCGGGACCGCAAUGUGUUGCGUCUCGGUCCAGAAAAGAAGGCAUGGAUGCCUCCAAAAUCCGUCAUGGAUCACUUGUCGGCGACGACGAGUGAUCGUUAUCGAACACGAUUGUUCGAUUCGUCAAGGAUCCAUCACCUUGACCCCAGCGCUGGGAAUCACAAACGUGAUGGUCCCUCACUACUUCAGGCGUGGAACGCCUACAUCCAUAACCUCGAGGAUGUAGGUCGUGACGCUUGGAACGACAAACUUAUCAAAGCUCGUGAUAAGUUUGAAAAGCGAACCCCGACAGGUGCACGCUACAAGCUGCAUCAUCUGUCAAAGGAGAAGGGAUUACCCUGCCUCUCUUGGGGAGACCCGUGUCCAUGUUGUGUGAACAACUCUGCACGAGCACCUAAGGAGGCUUACCUCCUUACCAGCCCGUGGUGGCGCGUACGUAUCUCUACUGAGAUGUACGAAGGGAUUGACAACCUGAAAUCCCUUUACGACCGUGCCGGGAAGACUUUCUCCGGCGGUCCUUCUGCGGCACAGGAUGUGCCGCGUCGUACUGCUCAACCAGACCCAGUACGUCGAUCAUCAGUUGGUAGCGGGGCUCCCAAGAAUCCCAGGACGGGGGAUAGCCGCGCCACCGGACGAGAUAACUCGUCCGACGUCCGUUCACAUCGUGGUUGUUCAACAGCAGCUCAACCAGAUAGCGCUAGCCUCCGCGAGAGUCCUCAAAUGGAGGUGGAGGAGGAGGGAAGACGCUCUCCACACGAUCAUGUGGAUCGGUGUGUUCCCGAGAGCUUCUUUGAUCGCGUAACGCAAGGGUUACGCGACGAUCUCGAGCAUGAGCGGAAUAGGCGUCUCCAAAUGGCGGACACUGCCUCGAAGCAUCGAGCUGAGUUUGCCUUUUCUCAGCUCGAGAACGAGAGAUCUCUGACAUCUCUUCGUGACGAGCUAAGGGUAGCUCGUGGGAUUGUUGAUCGGUCUCGGGCUGAGAUAACUGCUCUUCAGACCCUUGUUGAUGCCCACCAUCGGGAGCACAAGGCUCUCUGCGAGAUGCUUGAGCGCAAGGGCGUUCUUCAUCGGAAGAAGCAGCGUACUGAUGGUACGGCUUAA
This is a messenger RNA of Peronospora matthiolae, 1155 nucleotides long. The record is from the annotation of a GenBank genome assembly. NCBI's taxonomy places the organism in Eukaryota, Oomycota, Peronosporomycetes, Peronosporales, Peronosporaceae.